AUGUUCGCCAAGCUCACCUCUGCCUUCGCCGCGUUCGCAAUCCUUGCCGUCGCCACCGCGACUCCGCAGGCCGCGGGCUCGUGCUCGACCGGCACGCUCCAGUGCUGCAACUCUGUCGAGGCCGCGGGCAGCGCGGCUGUCGCGCCGAUCCUCGCGGCGCUCGGCGUCGUCGUUCAGGACCUGAACAUCCCCGUCGGCCUGUCCUGCUCGGGCGUCAACGGCGUCGGCGUCGGCGGCUCGGACAGUUGCUCCACCAACGCUGUGUGCUGCGACGAGAACAACUUCGGCGGUCUCCUCGCCAUCGGGUGCCUUCCUGCCAGCCUCUAA
Molecule: messenger RNA, 327 nt
Organism: Trametes versicolor FP-101664 SS1
Lineage: Eukaryota; Fungi; Basidiomycota; Agaricomycetes; Polyporales; Polyporaceae
Product: fungal hydrophobin
Exons: 3
Coding region: 1-327 (108 amino acids)
Cellular component (GO): fungal-type cell wall
Molecular function (GO): structural constituent of cell wall
Source: RefSeq, a predicted model, not a curated record